AUGAGGCUGCUUUAUGUCUAUCCAACCCCUUCGAAGCUUUUGCAUGCUUUAAUUGUGGAGCAUAGUAAUUCGGUUUCUCCUACUGAUGAACCUCAGCCUAAGAAGGGCAUGAACUUAUCUGCAAGUCUACAGGGACUAUUCGACCCGAUUGCUGCAAGUGCGGAUGACAGUUAUCAUGUUCGCAAAGCACGGAUAAAUGGAAAGCGUGCACAUUAUCACGUUGCAGGGAGUUAUGGAAAUGAAACAGAGGGCCAGCUUAACAAAUAUCCAUUCUCUCCUAAUGAUAGAUACCAGGCAAAUGACAUCUACUUGGGUACAUGCUUGAAGGACAGAAGCAGUGCCAUGGUGAGUCAGUGGAUCCUGAACUUUUGUUUACACAAGAAGUGGUCUAUUGGGCGUUGCAACAGAUUUAUGCAUGAUGAUGAAGGGAAGCUGCAACUUGAAGAUGUUUGCUCAUAUGUUUCAUACAACAAAAGAGGUUAUCUUCAGGAACUUUGGAACAUUCCUUUGGAUUCAUGUGUUGAUGCGUCAACUUUGCUUGUCCUGAACAAUGGGAUGAUAAACAUAUUUAUUGGGUCCCAUUCACAUUUAUUUCUCUGCAUCGAUGGUUGCAAUGGUUCAGUGAGGUGGAGUGUCAAAUUGGAAGGACGUGUGGAGUGUUCUGCUGCUAUUACUGGUGAUUUUUCAGAGGUUGUGGUUGGAUGUUAUAAAGGGAAAAUUUACUUUCAUGAUAUGUUGACUGGCAAACUAUCUUGGACAGUUCAAACAGAUGGAGAGGUAAAAAUGCAACCAGUUGUUGACAGGACAAGGAAUUUAAUAUGGUGUGGCUCUUAUGAUCAUCAUUUAUAUGCACUAAAUUACAAAGAUUGUUGCUGCGCUUAUAAAGUAUCUUGUGGUGGAAGCAUCUAUGGUUCUCCUGCUGUGGACAUGGCACAUGACAGGAUCUAUGUUGCUUGUACGAGUGGCCUUGUAACUGCAAUAUCCCUUGAGGUUCCAUCAUUCAGAAUAGUUUGGCAAUAUGAAGCUGGGGCAGCAAUUUUCAGUUCUCUUGCCAUCGAUCAUCAAAGUGGAAAUGGUAAUUUUUGUUGCUUGGUGAACGGUUUGGUGAUCGCAUUGAACUCACAUGGCACUGUUGUCUGGAAGGCAACUGUUGGUGGUCCUAUUUUUGCUGGUGCAUGUGUGUCAUCUGCCCUUCCUUCUCAGGUGCUGAUACCUUCCCGUGAUGGAAGUUUGUACUCUUUUGAUAUUACAUCUGGUGAUCUUCUUUGGUCAUAUGACGUCAGCGACCCAAUUACUGCAUCUGCUUUUGUUGAUGAAGUGUUAGCAUCAACGCCAUCUGGAGCUUCAGAGAGAUUUGCUUGUAUCUGCACAAGUUCUGGGAAGGUCCGUGUCCUUGGGAUUAGAGCUGAUGCUGAGCAGGGGAAAGAUGGUUACUCUGUGCAAGAGUUUGCAGCCAUGGAUCUUCCUGGGGACAUCUUCUCGUCACCCUUGAUGGUGGGCGGGCGCAUCUUUGUUGGCUGCAGAGAUGAUCGGCUACAUUGUCUCUCAAUCACCUCACAUCCAUAA
This is a messenger RNA of Triticum turgidum subsp. durum (durum wheat), 1566 nucleotides long. NCBI's taxonomy places the organism in Eukaryota, Viridiplantae, Streptophyta, Magnoliopsida, Poales, Poaceae. The record is from the annotation of a GenBank genome assembly.